UUGUUAAUUAGAGUUAUUAAGGUAAUGCUGCAUUGACAAUGCUUUUUCAUGCACCUAUAAAAUGCACAUAUUUGUGUAGCAAUAGAUAUAUCUCUCAAUCUGUGUGUUAUUACCUUAGGAGUUAGGUAAAUAUGGCAUACUCUCAACUUCAAAAGCUGGAAGCUAACGUGAGUAUCAAGGCUUCAGCUGAACAGUUCUAUGAUGUUUUAUGCCACAAGACACACCAAAUUCCCAAAAUCUUCCCUGAAAAAGCACUGUCUGUUGAAAUUCUGAAAGGUGCAUGGGGCACCGAGGGAUCUAUCAUCUCCUGGAAUUAUUUAUACGAGGGAAAAGUUUGUGUGGCUAAGGAGGUGAUUGAAGGCAUAGACAAGAAAAACAAAAAAAUGAGCUUCAAGGUUAUAGAAGGAGACGUGCUGGGACAUUAUAAGAGCUUCAAGUUUAUAAUGCAAGUUACUCCAAAGGAAAAAGGCAGCGUAGUGCAAUGUGUCGUGGAAUAUGAGAAACAGAAAGAUCACAUUCCUGACCCUCAUACCUUAUUGCAAUCCACUGUUGAGUUGUGCAAAAAAAUUAAUGCUUACCUUACUCAGGACAACAACUAAAUCAAUAUCAAUAGAAAGCUCAUGCUCUAUGCUAUUGCUAUCUAAAAUAAAAAUUGAUAUCUUAUGGGGCAUAAUUUCCCCUUACUUUCAUCAAUUAUAAAUUAUAUUAAACUCUUAAUAAAUUGCAUUAUCUACAAUUAGGCAUGAGUUGGGCACGUACGUACUUUAUGUCGUUGCAUUAUUUAUUUUCCGUGUGAACUUGUCUUCUUGUAACCUAUGGGAUUGAAAGUUUGUUUUGAAAUUAAUCUCCUUUACCUUUUGUGUGGAAUACACUACA
Molecule: messenger RNA, 876 nt
Organism: Glycine soja
Lineage: Eukaryota; Viridiplantae; Streptophyta; Magnoliopsida; Fabales; Fabaceae
Product: MLP-like protein 43
Exons: 2
Coding region: 132-599 (155 amino acids)
Biological process (GO): defense response
Source: RefSeq, a predicted model, not a curated record